Leptinotarsa decemlineata (Colorado potato beetle) is the source of this 900-nucleotide messenger RNA. RefSeq names its product RNA-binding protein squid-like. Gene Ontology annotation, biological process: regulation of gene expression. Gene Ontology annotation, cellular component: chromatin; nucleoplasm. The record is from RefSeq and is a predicted model, not a curated record. Gene Ontology annotation, molecular function: RNA binding. Lineage: Eukaryota; Metazoa; Arthropoda; Insecta; Coleoptera; Chrysomelidae.
AUGGAAGCUGGACAAGAUAUGUCUUCAGUUGAACAAGUUGAACAAGUUCAACAAAAUUGUGAUUUCCAAAGUGAUAACGGUGGCGUAGAUAUGCCUGCUUCCAGUGACGCUCCAGUGGCAGUCGAUAAUAGUAGUGCUGAUGACAGAAAGUUAUUCGUUGGAGGAAUGCAUUUCCAAACCGGUGAGAAAGAAUUGAGGGAACACUUUGGACAGUAUGGUGAGAUCGAACACAUCAAAAUAAAAACAGAUCCAAUUACUGAACGGUCAAGAGGUUUCGCUUUCAUCGUUUUCAAAUCGGUUGAAGCAUUGAGCAAAAUUGAAUCAGCUGGCGAUCAUAUCAUCAACGGAAAAAAAGUUGACCCCAAAAAAGCAAAGGGUAGGCAGGGCAAAAUCUUCGUUGGUGGAUUAACGGCUGAGCUUACUGAUGACGACAUCAAAUGUCAUUUCGCACAGUACGGAACCAUAGCAGAAACUCAGAUGCCGUUCGAUAAGGUGAAAAACCAACGGAAAGGUUUCUGUUUCAUAACCUUCGAAUCUGAAAAAGUUGUAAGAGAUUUGAUUAAGAAUCCCAAACAAAUGAUUAAGGGGAAAGAAGUCGAUGUAAAACGAGCCAACUCUGAUUCCAACCAAAUGAGUGGACCAAUGAUGGGGGGACGAGGAGCCCGAGGUGGUGUUCAAAGAGGUCGCGGUGGUGUGCAAAGAGGUCGCGGUGGUGUGCAAGUAGGCCGCGGUGGUGUGCGCGGAGGUCGAGGUGGCAGAGGGGGUUUUGGAGGACCGGGAAUCCCUGGCCAACAGGGAUUUGAUAACGGCUAUGGAAAUGUCGGUGGAUACGGACAAGGUUAUGACUACUAUGGAGGUGCUGCUUUUGGAGGCUACGGCCAAAGGUACCAACCGUACUAA